Molecule: messenger RNA, 711 nt
Organism: Triticum turgidum subsp. durum (durum wheat)
Lineage: Eukaryota; Viridiplantae; Streptophyta; Magnoliopsida; Poales; Poaceae
Source: the annotation of a GenBank genome assembly
AUGCCGAAGAAGAUGGGCGUCAACUCCAAGGCGGAGGCCGCCCGCGAGCGCCGCUCCGCCGAGGAGUCGGACCGCCGCCAGCGCGCCGAGCGCGCCAAGGAGGAGGAGUACUGGCGCGAGGCCGAGGGGUCCAAGUCCCGCGCCGCGCGCCGCCGCGAGGAGGAGGCCGAGAAGCGCGCCGAGGCCGCCGCCCGCAAGGCCGAGAACCGCCGCCUCGCCGAGGCCGAGGCCGCCGCCGUCGCCUCCGCCGUCUCCAAGACGGACGCCCGCAAGGCCAACCGCGUCGGCGCCCCGGCCCCCAAGGUCACCGAGGCCGAGCUCGUGCGCCGCCGCGAGGAGGAGCGCCUGCGCCUCGAGCGCGAGGCCGAGGCCGCCAAGAAGCGCGCCGCGCGCACCGCCGAGGAGGAGGAGUACGAGCGCGUCGUCCUCGUCGCCAACACCAACAGGGAUGACUCCGUCAUCGAGGCCUCCGGUGUCGACGAGGCCAUCGUGCGGCUGUCGCUUGUUGACACAGACGCGGCCUUGCCCGCUGACAGGCAUCCUGAGCGCCGCCUCAAGGCGUCAUUCAAGGCAUUUGAAGAGGCAGAGCUCCCUAGGCUGAAGGAAGAAAAGCCAGGCCUAACACUGAAACAGUACAAAGACAUGAUAUGGAAGCUAUGGAAGAAAUCCCCAGACAACCCUCUGAACAAGUCUAGAAAGAACUGCUGGUAA